CGCACAAGACUCGCCCGCGCACAGGAUUACAUAUAUACGCACACACACCUCUUCAUCCCAUGUUUAUAGGACAUACCGAAGUAAGGGAAUCGACACAGUGGGAGAACAGGAACACGGGUAGGUUAUUCUUGUGGCGGAACACGGGUAGGUUAUUUUUGUACCUGCACCCAGCCGGAGAUGCCAGGACCUUACAGCAUUUUCGGCAUCAUGUAGAACAUGAUGAAGCCCUGCAAGCCCGUGUUGAUAUGGAGGAGUGAAGUGGACGGAGUGACGGAUACUUCCCUGACCGAAUCUUCAAAUGUUAAUGCCGACAAGAUGGAGAAACAGACCUUGGUGACGGCCAUCAGUUUGUCCAUGAGCCUGGCAUCUCUGGCACUUCUCAUCGCCGCUAUCAUGACCGACCACUGGUACGAGACGGACACCACACAGCACAGGCAGAACUGCGACCAGUUCGGGCCGGACGCCAACGACCAGAAGAACCGGCGGAUGCCCAUCUAUCACCUGCCCCUGAUGGACAGCAGCAAUCCUCGGAGGAACCAGGCGCUGCUCCGGGCGAUCCACGUCGGGAGUAGAGAGGAGGAGCUCCUGGAAAACUGGAGGUCCAUUUUGGGAAUGGGAAUUUUAGAAACGGAAUGCGGGCGGCCUCUAUUCUCCACUUACUCUGGACUUUGGAGGAAAUGUUAUUAUCUAGGAAAGGACAGGGACAUCGACAACCUCAUUGCCAAGGGUAUAGCCCAGCGAUGCAUCACCAUCAAGUACCAUUUCUCCCAGCCCAUCCGGCUCCGCAACAUCCCGCUCAACCUGACCCGCACCAUUCAGCAGGAUGAGUGGCACCUCUUACAUCUGCGGCGGAUCACAGCAGGGUUUCUGGGUAUGGCAGCAGCCGUUCUGUUGUGUGGCUGCAUCGUGGCGUCUGUCAGCUUCGCCUGGGAGAAGAGUCUCACUCAGCACGUCUCUGGGCUGCUCUUUCUCAUGGCAGGGAUCUUCUGCACCAUCUCCCUGUGUACCUACGCGGCCAACGUGUCCUACGACCUGGCCAGGGUCCCUCCCUUCAUCUACGGGCUACCCGCUGACGUGGAGCAUGGCUACAGCUGGUCCAGCUUCUGUGCCUGGCUCAGUCUGGGGCUGACAGUGGCGUCUGGAUGCCUGUGCACCACUUUCCCCAUCCUCAGCCAUAGCAACAGCAAAGACCAGCAGGGCAAGGGAAAGGCUGCCCCCAAUGACUGUGUUUGACACACACCUUACUGCGUUUGAUAAACAUUUUGCUGUGUGUUACACCCCACCCACCCACCCACCCACCCACACACACACACACCAAGCCUCAGCAAGGGCCUACAGGCAGUCUAAGAUGUCUGUGUCUACUGUGUUUACUGAGUCUGACAGAAACCUCACAGCAUUUCACACCUCUUACUGCAUCUUUCACAUCAACUCUGAGCUGCAGCAAGGGCCUGCAAACCAACACCCCCAGACACCUGGCUGACUAACCCAUAAACAGCUGCAGCAGGUGCCUGGGACAAUGCUGACUCCUGCAUUUUCAGUCUGAAAACACUGCGGCGUCAACCAUGCUUCCACUAGACCCUGCAUCUAAAUCCAUGGAGCAAAACGUCCUGGAAUUAUGGAACCAUAAUAUAUACAGUGAGCUCCAAAAGUAUUGGGACAGUGACACAUCUGUUGUUUUGGCUCUGUACUCCAGCACUUUGGAUUUGAAAUUAUACAAUGACUAUGAGUCUAAAGUGCAGACUGUAAGCUUUAAUUUGAGGGUAUUUUCAUCCACAUUGGGUUAACAGUUUAGAAAUUACAGCACUUUUUGUACAUAGCAGCCCCCCCAUUUUAGGGGACCAAAAGUAUUGGGACAAAUAUAAGUGUGUAUUCAAGUAGGAAAAGGUUAAGUAUUUGGUCCCGUUUUCAUAGCACGGAAUGACUACAUCAAGCUAGUGACUUUACAACAUUUGACGGAUGCAUUUGCUGUUUGUUUUGGUUGUGUUUCAGAUUAUUUUGUGCCCAAUAGAAAUUAAUGGUAAAUAAUGUAUCGUGUCAUUAUGGGGUGGCUUUUAUUGUAAAUAAGAAGAGAACAUGUUUCUAAACACUUCUACAUUCAUGUGAAUGCUACCAUGAUUACUGAUAAUCCUGAAUGAAUCCUGAAUAUUGAUUUUUAUUUAUUUUUUUUUUAUUUUUUAUUUCACCUUUAUUUAACCAGGUAGGCUAGUUGAGAACAAGUUCUCAUUUGCAACUGCGACCUGGCCAAGAUAAAGCAUAGCAGUGUGAACAGACAACACAGAGUUACACAUGGAGUAAACAAUUAACAAGUCAAUAACACAGUAGAAAAAAAAAAAAAAAAAAAAAAAUGGGAAAAGAAAAGGGGAGUCUAUAUACAAUGUGUGCAAAAGGCAUGAGGAGGUAGGCGAAUAAUACAAUUUUGCAGAUUAACACUGGGGUGAUAAAUGAUCAGAUGGUCAUGUACAGGUAGAGAUAUUGGUGUGCAAAAGAGCAGAAAAGUAAAUAAAUAAAUAAAUAAAAAAACAGUAUAAAAACAGUAUGGGAAUGAGGUAGGUGAAAAUGGGUGGGCUAUUUACCAAUAGACUAUGUACAGCUGCAGCGAUCGGUUAGCUGCUCGGAUAGCUGAUGUUUGAAGUUGGUGAGGGAGAUAAAAGUCUCCAACUUCAGCGAUUUUUGCAGUUCGUUCCAGUCACAGGCAGCAGAGUACUGGAACGAAAGGCGGCCAAAUGAGGUGUUGGCUUUAGGGAUGAUCAGUGAGAUACACCUGCUGGAGCGUGUGCUACGGAUGGGUGUUGCCAUCGUGACCAGUGAACUGAGAUAUGGCGGAGCUUUACCUAGCAUGGACUUGUAGAUGACCUGGAGCCAGUGGGUCUGGCGACGAAUAUGUAGCGAGGGCCAGCCGACUAGAGCAUACAAGUCGCAGUGGUGGGUGGUAUAAGGUGCUUUGGUGACAAAACGGAUGGCACUAUGAUAGACUGCAUCCAGUUUGCUGAGUAGAGUGUUGGAAGCCAUUUUGUAGAUGACAUCGCCGAAAUCGAGGAUCGGUAGGAUAGUCAGUUUUACUAGGGUAAGCUUGGCGGCGUGAGUGAAGGAGGCUUUGUUGCGGAAUAGAAAGCCGACUCUUGAUUUGAUUUUCGAUUGGAGAUGUUUGAUGUGAGUCUGGAAGGAGAG
Oncorhynchus nerka (sockeye salmon) is the source of this 3168-nucleotide messenger RNA. Its product is annotated as transmembrane protein 178A-like. Lineage: Eukaryota; Metazoa; Chordata; Actinopteri; Salmoniformes; Salmonidae. Bases 217 to 1233 code for a protein of 338 amino acids. The record is from RefSeq and is a predicted model, not a curated record. The transcript has 4 exons. Gene Ontology annotation, cellular component: endoplasmic reticulum membrane. Gene Ontology annotation, biological process: regulation of cytosolic calcium ion concentration; negative regulation of osteoclast differentiation.